Molecule: messenger RNA, 2626 nt
Organism: Rotaria sp. Silwood2
Lineage: Eukaryota; Metazoa; Rotifera; Eurotatoria; Philodinida; Philodinidae
Source: the annotation of a GenBank genome assembly
AUGGGUCUUAUGGGUAGUGUUAUGCAGGUGUUCAUUUUAACAACCGUAUCCUAUUACCGAAAGACUCCGUGUACAUUUUAUUUUAUUAUUGCUGCUAUACACGAAUGUGGACAGUUUAUAACUGCUUUUGGUCCACUUGUUGUUGCUGCCUAUCUGGACAUUGACAUAACACGUAUUUCUGUCGUUUGGUGUAAGCUUCGCUUUUUUUUUCUUGCAAGUUUUUGUGCCAUUCCUUUGACUUGUGCAUGCUUGGCUACUAUCGAUCAGUUUCUUACUACAUCUCAACAUGUCUGGUUUCGUCAAUGGAGCAAUAUUAAAAUUGCAUAUAGAGCUUCUUUGGCCAUUGUUAUUAUCUGGUGGCUCCAUGGUACCCUUUGGCUAUAUUAUCAGGACAUGUCAUCAAUUAUAGGUGUAUGUAUUUAUCGCAGUAAUGCGUUUUUUGCCUAUACUAUAUUUUUCAUUUGUAUUAUACUCUGUGUUGUGCAUAUUUUAAUAAUGAUGACAUUUGGAUUUUUGGCUUAUCGAAACAUAAGAAGAACAACUGUUCUUCUACGUCGACAUGCUGAUCGACAAUUAACAAUUAUAGUAUUCAUUCAAAUUUUGCUUACGUUAAUAGGCAUUACUCCGUACGGUAUUGAUAGUGCUUAUGGAUUGAUUACGGUAAAUACUCAAAAGAAUGCUGACAGAAAAAUUAAAGAGGUCUUGGCGGCCAACAUCACCUAUCUUUUUGGUUCAUUCGCUUAUGGAGUAAGUGUUUUAUGAAAUAUGGUAUUUAUUUUUGUUGUCGUGCACUUUUAGGGACGGUUCUAUCUAUUCAUGUUUGUAUCACCUCGUUUUCGUCGUUUGGUGAAGAAUCGAAUAUUAUGGUGGCGGCGAUCAGAACGUAUUACUCCUUUGGCAAGAUGAUUUUCAUGCUAUUCUUAGAUACGUAUAUGCGUACGAAUGAAGUGCGAAGCUUAUUUCAUCACUCGUGACAGUAUCCGACAUUGACGCUUCUUUGUGUGUACUUUGAUGAGCUUAUGAUGCUAAAUUUUGACUUCUCUUUUUAAGUGUCAUCAUACUCUAUUAACACUAACAAUUAAAAUACAGGACGUGAUUGUAAUACUCUCUUCUUACUAAUUCACGAAUCAAAGACCGAAAAUGAAAAUAUUGAAAAGAAAAGUCCUGAAAAAGUCAUGCAUGAUGUGUAGCACUGCUUCACGUGAUUGUCGAGAACAAUUUCGCUAAUGUUUUAUUCUUCAGAUUGCGAUGAUUUAUUGCAUGUUGUCGUCGUGUUUUCAUUAUUAUUCUCGCGUAUUAAAGAAGGGGUUGGUAAUUGAAAAGAAGUCCCGUAUGUACAGUAUAGCAUGCAAAUCUAAGAAAAAGAAGACAACGAUCAUCCAAAAAAGAAUAAAGACCUCAACAACAAGAUUGGAAAAUGUCGAAAAUGACUUGAAAGAGCAAAAUGUAAUUUUGAAUGAGUAUGGAAUUUUCGUCUGUAUAACAAUUUUGAAUGUAAUUGUGGAUCUUCAUUUCCCUAUUACUCGCAUCCUGAUACUCAAAUGUUGCCGAAUGCGUCUUCAAUCAAGUAGUUUGCUUAAUUGUUUUCAUUCGGUCACAAUCAGAUUAACGAACAAUUUUGAUCGAAAACAAUUCAUCUAUUAAGAGCUUUUAGAGAUAGCUCGAAUCUAGUUUAUUUCAUGCACAGUUCGACGCUAUCAACAAAUCAGAAAUCGUUUUUGACUAUAAACAUAUAGUAUCGAAUAAAAACUUCUGUGCAUUUUAAACUCAUAGAUUUUCCUUGACUCUGUUAAUAUUAUUUCGAUUCGUCAUUCGAUAACUGUACUAGAGAGUUUAACCUCUUCUAAUUUUAUUGGUUGCUACGACACUAGCUAGGAUGUGAGUAUGAAUUUAAAUAAUCAGUUUAAUACAAUCGUAACCUUUAUUGAAUCGUCAUCGUUUUGUUUUUAGAGAAUUUUAUAGAUCGUUCCAAAUAGCAAAUAUGUAGUUCUAUUGGUUGUCUUGAAUUAGAAUUUCUUCUUCUGCAUUCAAUAUAGACACGUAUCAUCAAAAUCAAAUGAAAUAGACAGAUUAAUAUCAAUUUAUUGUUUUUAUUAUUUGUAAAAUAAUAAUUGAUUAUUACGGUUCAUGAAUAAAAAAAAGAAUCUUGUUCAAAUGAAAAUGAAAAAUAUUUUAGAUCAAAAAGAUUAAAAUAAUUUCUAAACAAUAUUGUCCCAUUUUGUAUUUCACUUUAUUUCUUUCGAUAUGAUCAUUUUUUGUGAAUCUUGCAUCGAUUCAAUGUAUUGGUUUUUGAUUGCUUGGCUGUGUUAAUUAAUGUUAUUAGAUCUUUUCUAUGCUUAAGCUAUAGAUAAUGAUGAGAGUAGAGACCUAUAGGGUUCAUAUUUUUCACAACCUGUAAUCUGCCCUGUAAAAAUUUUCUUGGAUAUUUAAACGAAAGAUUCUUUCUUGAGAAGUUCAGCUGUCCUGUAAUCAGUACCAGAGAAGGUUAACUAUGUGCGAGAACAUAACCCUAGGGAAAAUCUUUGAUGUUUCAGCCCCGGAUCCUUGGAAGAUAGGAUCAAGAUCCUGCAAGGAUUCGAUGUUUUUUCCUGAGGAAACGACUAAAUCCUGAAAGAAGCGUGUAGCC